GCAAUGGUUGCGCCUAUAGUCAAUACGGGAAUUCAGACAGCAAAGGUAGAAAUUUCUGAACAUAUUUUCCAGAUGAGGUUUAUUGACUCAUGUGCAGUGGCUGGUCUAGGAGUUUUGAUUUUCGACUAUUUCUUAACGCUCGGAGCUGAGGUUCAAUGGACAUGGAACAGGCGCUGGAAUGCCAGUCGUGUUCUUUUCGUGAUUUCACGCUACAUGACCUUUGUAGCAGCUGGCAUGACUUCAUAUGGUGCCAUUGCUACACGAGCGAACGAAAACUGCUUACACUUCAGCCAGGCUUCAAAUGCAAUUCACAUCAUCAGUAUUGUAGCUGCUGAAGGUCUUUUGAUUAUUCGUACAUAUGCGUUCUGGAGACAGAACAAAAAGCUCUUGGCAGUGUUACUGGUCCUGGCAGCAAUUUGCCUAGCAUGCGCUGUUAGUAUUACACAAGUUGUUGAUGAUCUGGCGGCGCCUGCAAACCCUUCAGAUCCCCCCACAAGCAACUGCACUUUUGAAUCGAGUCGCAGCAGUGCCAUUCAAUACGGCUUCCUUGUAGCCUAUGAACUGUUACUGAUGUCUUUGACGGUGUUCAAGAAAUAUCAAGACUACAGAUAUCACAAUAGUCAUUUAGUGAGAACCAUCUUCCAGGGCGCAGUGCGAUAUAUGACUGCCAUAAUUUUUGUUUCUGUGGCCAAUAUAUUGAUUAUAGCUGUGGUGCCGGUAGGUUGCAUGGUGUAUCUGCUCAUUUAACAAAUUUUACUAAU
Messenger RNA from Suillus subalutaceus, 761 nucleotides. RefSeq lists its product as uncharacterized. NCBI's taxonomy places the organism in Eukaryota, Fungi, Basidiomycota, Agaricomycetes, Boletales, Suillaceae. The transcript has 12 exons. Bases 4 to 747 code for a protein of 247 amino acids. The record is from RefSeq and is a predicted model, not a curated record.